AUGGUGGCAAAAUGGGCAUUGCUGCCAUUGCUGAGCGUUUUGUUCGCCCUAUCAACCGCCUCACGAUUACCACCGAUUCCCAGUCAACAAGCCCAACAUCAAAAGAAACAAUUUGAUGACCUCUCGGCGAAAUACCUAACGCCAGACGACUUCGAGCUAGCCGCUAAACAGCCGGUUGCACGUCCCACUGGUGCCGACUUGGACGCCGUUCAGAACGCGGCUCUCUUCGAAGGAGACAUUGAGGGAAUUCCACCAGAUUCAACUCCAUCAUUCAAUCAAAGACUACGAGAUUCUCCAAUUGGAAAUUAUGAAGAUAUCUUUAGACAACCGUUUAACUCGGCUUUGAAUUUGGCCACUUACCCAGACAAAUUGUGGCCUGAUGGAGUGGUUCCAUAUAUGCUCGAAGAGGGAAUGACUUCACAACAACGAGCUGCGAUUGCACAAGCUUUUGACGAAUACAAACAAAAAACGUGUAUACGAUUUGUGCCGCGAAGUGACGAUGAUUUUGAUUACAUUUAUGUGAAGAGAAAUGUCGCUUUUGGUUGCUCAUCGUAUGUCGGCCGAGCUGGUGGCAAUCAAACAGUUUCUCUCGAGGUUGAUAAGUGCUUCAGCAAGGGAAUCAUCGCUCACGAGUUGAUGCACGCGAUCGGCUUUUUCCACGAACAUUCACGAACCGAUCGAGAUCAUUAUGUAGACAUCGUGGACGACAAUAUACGACCAGGUAUGAUGCGCAAUUUCGAGAAAUAUCCACAAAAGAUUAUCGACCCAUUGGGAAUGCCAUAUGAUUAUGAUUCGGUGAUGCACUAUCAUAAGCUGGCCUUUUCGAAGAAUGGGAAAUCGACGAUUGUCCCGAAAGAAAAAGGAGCCGAGAUUGGGCAAAGAUAUAAACUUUCUGAUAUCGAUUCUCAAAAGGUAAACAAGCUUUACAAAUGCGGAGAUUUUGCCUCAACUUCCUCAACAACGACAACUACAACUCAAUCAUCAUCAACAACAACGACUACUCCAAAAGAAGAGGUCAAGGAGAAGAAGAAGUCAUCAUCGACCACCACAACUACUACGACUACAACAACGACUCGUGCCAAAGUGACAACACCAAAUGGUGGAUCGAAAAGUAGAGGAAAAUGCGAAGACUUGAAUGCACAUUGUGUUAUGUGGGAACAAUUGGGGCAUUGUGAACAUUCUCUCAAAUAUAUGAGCCACUAUUGUAGGAAGGCUUGUGGUUUUUGCGAUGACGAUGAUCAAAUUGAGGAAGAGUUGAAAAAAGAAAAAGAAGAAAUGGAAAGAGAACGCUUAAGAAAGGAACAAGAAGAAAAUCGAGAAAAGGAAAAAGAAAAAGAGAGAUUGGAGAGGUUGAGAAAAGAGAAAGAAGAAAAAGAGAGAAGAAGCAGAGAAAGAACAACGACUCCAUCAACAACAACAACGACAAAGAGCACGACUACAAAAAGACCUCCAUUCACAUAUCGCCCGAGAGGAGGCGGUUUUGGACGAGGAAGAUGGUCAACAACUCGACGACCUGAUAAUCGAGAAAAGGAACGAGAAAAGAGCCGUGUUAAACCAAAGCUUCCAAAUGGAGAAAUGUGUGAAGACAAAAAUCUCUUCUGCUCAUAUUGGGCGAAGAUUGGUGAAUGCAGCAGUGAGAGCAAGUUUAUGAAGGUUUUCUGCAAGGCGAGUUGUGGAAAAUGU
Molecule: messenger RNA, 1683 nt
Organism: Mesorhabditis belari
Lineage: Eukaryota; Metazoa; Nematoda; Chromadorea; Rhabditida; Rhabditidae
Source: the annotation of a GenBank genome assembly